UAUGUCCUGUCUGUCCUGAAAUUUACCUACCCUACCCUUUUUCAAGGGUGGCAGACAUUAGUGGGUGCACUUCUGCUUCAUGUCUCCUGGAGGCUGGGUUGGGUGGAGAUAAACUUGUGUUCAAGGUCUGAAAUCCUGUCAUGGCUUCCUGCUUCCGUACUGUUUGUUGGCAUUAUUUAUGCUGGCUCUAGGGCACUCUCUAGAUUGCCGAUCCCAGUGUUCCUCACCGUGCACAAUGCGGCAGAAGUUAUAACCUGUGGGUUCCAGAAGUUUGUGCAGAAAGAGCAGACCUCUCAUCUGAAAGUCUGUAGUGUGCUGUUCCUCCUGGUAGCAGCAGUGUGCCUUCCUCUGUGUGACACACAGUUUGAUCCAAAAGGUUAUUUAUGGGCUCUAAUUCACUUGAUCUGUGUAGGGGCUUACAAAGUAUUUCACAAGUUAUGGAAACCUAGCUCUUUAAGUGAUCUGGACCAACAGUACAUCAACUAUGUAUUCAG
Messenger RNA from Balearica regulorum gibbericeps (East African grey crowned-crane), 494 nucleotides. The record is from RefSeq and is a predicted model, not a curated record. Lineage: Eukaryota; Metazoa; Chordata; Aves; Gruiformes; Gruidae.